AUGAAUAUUCCAAGACCUCAACAACAGUCGUCUCUCCUGACUGAAUCACUUCUCUCCUCUUCGGUUCCUUCCCAUCAAUAUAUGAAUUCGUCAGUGUUAUCCUCCUCCGUGUCGAAUAAUCUUUCAUCUAAUUUGAUAAAACACACUCCACAUAAUCCACUUUUAAUGUCCUCUCAAGUUAUGAAGACUUAUCAAGAUGUUUUCAAAGAUGAAAAGAUUAAGAAACAACAACAAGAACUUGUGGAGAAGAAUGAACAAAUUUCCAAACUCGUAUCACAAAUUGACUCUAUGGAAGAUCAAUACUCUACCGCCCAAACUAAACACGAAAGAGAUUUACAAGAUUUAGAGAUUAGACUGAGGAAGGAGUAUGAAGAAAGAGAAGAGGAAUUGAAGAAAUCUCACGAAGCAAAGCUUGCUGCAUUGAAUGAAGAAAGAAAGAACGAAUUUGAAACUAGUCAACAAAAGAUUAUUGAACAGGAAUAUCUCAUUAAGGAUAUCCAAUCUCAACUCAAUUUGACAGACUCUAAGGAUAUUGUUAAAACUCUCACCAAGUUUAUUAAAAAGUAUAAGAAGGAAAAGGAAGCUAACAAAUCUCUGGAAGAAAGAGGUAAACAAAUGCUUGCCAAUCUUAAUGAUGUUGUAAAGAAAUAUAAGGAAUCAAAGGAGUCUGCAGAAAAGGAAUUUGAUAAGAAGAAUAGAGAAAUUGAAGGACAAAAGAAGGAAAUUAUGACAUUGAGAAUGGAACUUGCAGUAGUUCAACGUCAAUUGGAAUAUAAUAGAACUCAUAUGGGUGUUGGAUUUGAUACUGAUACUGAGGAUGGUUCUUCAUUAUUUAAUCCAAGCUCUCCAACUACAAGCGUUUCAAGUUUCAGUGUUAGCAGUCCAUCUAAGAGUCCUUCCAAAGCACUGACUCCAAAGAAGAUGUUUGGUAUGCCUCAAAAGAAAACCAUUACUCUUUCUCCAAAUCCACUCAAGGAUAUCACCAAUUUAUCUCACUAG
Naegleria gruberi is the source of this 999-nucleotide messenger RNA. RefSeq lists its product as uncharacterized. The coding region runs from base 1 to 999 and encodes 332 amino acids. The record is from RefSeq and is a predicted model, not a curated record. The transcript has a single exon. Lineage: Eukaryota; Heterolobosea; Eutetramitea; Acrasida; Naegleriidae.